AUGACAGGCGUUGGUUUGGCACAAGCGCCGGCGUCUGCCGAGCGCCCUGCGCAGGUGCGGAGGCGGAAGGUCUCGUUCCGGCCCUUCUUCGACUCCCUCAACGAGUGCAAGCGCCGGGGCGACUGGCUUGGCGCCCUGGAGCUGCUGCAUGCCGUGGGCCAGCAAGGCCUCCAGCCCAACAAGGUGGCCAGCACCACGGCGGUGGCCGCCUGCGCUGCUGGGCAGACCGGGGAGCGAGGCGGCAUCAGCACGCCAGCGCCGCGCUUCUGGGGCACCAGAGAAGUGGGCCGCUGGAGAUGGGCUGUGAACCUUGUUGACGGGAUGCGCGCCCAGCAGCUGGAGACCAACUUGUUCGCAUGGGGCGCCUGCGUCGCCGCCUGUGAAAAGGCGGAGUUUGGCAGCUUCUUGCCACAAAGCAGUGGUGGAAAUUCUGGCGCAUUCCAUGAGCGAAGAGGCCCUUGGCCGCUGGGCCUCGAUGUGCUGAAGACGGCCCAGCACCAAGGCUGCGGCGAGGGCGUGGUGCCCAUGAGCAGCGCCAUGGCUUGCUGCGAGAAGUCGCGCUUGGGCUGGGACCGAGCUCUGGGCAUUUUGCGCCUCAUGCCCAGAAGCUCCGUGGAAGCCAACGUGGUGAGCCUCGGGGCAGCCAUUAGCAGCUGUGAGAAGAGCACGAUCUGGGCUCCUGCUUUGGGCUUGCUGGGCGCGGCACGACGCAGCGGCUUGCAGCCCAACACGAUUGCGGUGAACGCCGCCAUCUCGGUGUGCGAGAAGUUCGGCGCCUGGGAGACGGCCAUGGAGCUGCUGCCGGCCAGUGCCACCGCGGUGUCCUUUGGGGCCGCCCUGGGAGCCUUCGAGCCAGGCGGCUGGCCUUGGGCGCUGCAGCUGCUGAGGCGCCUGGCGCAGCGGGGCCUGCAGCCGCUGGUGAGCACAAUGAACUCCGCCUUGGGGGCUUUGGGUUCCACCUGGCGCUGGGCGAGUGAGCUGCUAGGCCACGAUGGCCUGUCGCCCGACACGGUGAGCAUGGGAGCGGCGAUCGGCGCCAUGGCCCGCGGCGUGGCGCCAGGCUGCGAGGGGCCGCUGCCUGGUCUCAGCAGCCUGCGACGCCGGCUGCAGCGGUGGCCAGGAGACCACAGCUCACAAGACGCCCUGGUGCUUCAGGCAGCAGGCCGCGCUGGCCGCUGGCUCCUGGCGCUGCAGGUCUUCCUUGAUGCGGGCGAGGCGGCGAAGCAGGUGCCGCUCAGAUCCGCCGCAGGGCCUGUCAGGGCCUCGCUGCUGUGGAGCCAAGCGGCCUGGUCCUGCGAGGCCUCGCAGAAGCCCGGCGCUUGGCGCUUGCCCGGCGGCCUGGCCAUUGCGCGCCAGGAGAGCUCAAGCGAGCAUGCGAAGCACCAGCAUGCAUUUAUCAUGCGGCGCCGCAACAAGCUGCGGCCGCAGCCGCCGCCAGCGCCGCCGCCGCCGCACAUUCAAGGCCAAGAAUGGGGCGAUUGGAGCCGGGCACCCAAAGGCGGCGGUCGCAAGCGGAAGCGGAGGGAUGACUGGCACUCGCAGUGGGGCGAGUGGCAGUGGCGGGACGAGAACGACUGGGGCCAAUGGGUCAAGAAGGAUUGGGAGGACGACCAGGAGUCUGUGUGCACCAGCGUGCUUGGUGCAGCAGGGAGCUCAACUACUACGCAAGCGCCCCCAACACCAGCGACAGUUUCGCCAGUGACUCCGUCGGAGAAUAGCGGAGCGGUGCAGCCGAAAACAGAGCCAGAGGAUGACGAGUCUUACUCAGAAGAUGAACCAGGCAGCUACUUGCACAUCAUCAGCCCCCCGCAGCCCAAGAAGAUGCCGCGCCCGGCGGUGGCCACGGCCGUGGCCACCGCCAAGUACCUCCCCCGGCCCAAGGUGCGGCUCCCGGCUGCGCCGAAGGCGCGGCCAACCUGCAAGAGCUCCGCGCUGGUGCCGCUUCCGCCGCCGCCGGAGCGGGAGCCGGCCUUCCAAGGCAGAGCUGGCCCGGCCGUGGGCAAGGUGUCCAGGUUUAACCUGACCUCCACGGGUCUGCGGGUUCUGCCCCCGUCCAUGGGGAUGUUCCGGAACUCCAAGCGCAGCCCUUUACCUGGACCACCUCCAACAGAGGACCCGCCCUCCUGGGCGGUGGUACUCGAUGUACCGGCGGCUUUGCCAGCCUUGCCUCCGGCAGAGUGCACGGCGCUUGCCCCGCUUGCACCGCCUGGGCCUUGCGCAGGUGACGAUCUGAUCAAAGUAGAGAUAGACGAGGGUGCGGCCUCCGUGGCAGAUUUGCUGAAGGAGAUGAUCUCACCGAACGACACCGAAUUCGUGCAUGCAGUGCAAGUCAUCAAGAGUCGCUUCGCGGCUGCACUUUCUGGAACAGGUCAGGCUGCAAACAUCAACUUCGACGUGCAAGUGGGCAAUAGUGGCGAUGCGGGCUUCGGCGCGAGCGGCUUUGGUGGCUUCAGUGACGGCUUGGGCGGCGGCUUCGGCGACUUUGGCGGUGGCAUAACUCCCCCAGCCAUUAGCCCCGCCAUCGCUGGCUCUGCAGGCGAGGAUCAGUACUACUCUGGGAAUGGCAGUUGGGUUAACGCAUUGCCGCCCUCAUUCGCAGUCGAGAAAAUCGUGGACGUGGGCGAAAUACGCUUCUCUCAAAGAUCAAUCAAGCGAAGGUUUCAGGACGGAAAGACAUUUGAGGAGUUGUGGUCCGGGUUGCGGAACGGAAGCGUCAAUCCCAUGACGUCGCCCUUCUUGAUUCUCACGGUGGUGGAGAAGGCAGACUCGCGGGGCCGCAGGGCCCUGUACUCCAAGGAGAAUCGGCGACUUUAUUGCCUCAAGGAGCACCAGAAGCGCGUCGGAGGAGAAUUGCCCGUCCGAGUUCGCAUCCUGGCGUGGCACGACGUGGUGGAUGCAUGCAAAUUUCAAAGGAAUUAUGACACAGAGACAGACGGCGUUGAAAUCGCAGUUCGCUAGCAUGGGAACA
Molecule: messenger RNA, 2968 nt
Organism: Effrenium voratum
Lineage: Eukaryota; Dinophyceae; Suessiales; Symbiodiniaceae
Source: the annotation of a GenBank genome assembly